AUGGAUUUUUUUCCACCGGCGGCUCCUGUGGUGGCAGCUACUGAGUUUUCUCCUGGUUCCCAGCUGAAAUACCAGAAGGACAACUUUCAGCAUGGAUUCAUACUUGACAAAGAGGAAAGUUUAAAAGAUCUCUAUGCAGAAAAGAACCAAAGAUAUUCCUAUUCUAAAUCUGCAGAAAGCACUCAGGACAGGCCCAGGCACUUCUGGUCAAGUGGACUAGAGAGCAAGCAUCUCAUCAGCCAGGCCUGUACUCUAUCAGCUAAAUCAUUAGGCAGACAAAAAGAAGGAGUGGACCGUGCAUAUCCCCUGCAACCAAUUUCUCACCACAAGAGUGCAAGAGCCUCACUGCUCAACACUAGAAGUUCCACACGUGUGCAGGAAUCUCCAAAUAGCAGAUCAAGCUCAAUAAGCAAAGAGAUGGUUCCAGCAGGGAGAUCUCAGUUAGCUGCAGAGCUCUGCCCUUGGACAGGAGAGCCUGAACCAUCAGCUCCCCAUCUAUACAGGAGAGAGCUGGCCUACAUCCUAAAGCUAGAGGCAGACAGAAGGAACCUAGAAGAGGCAAUUCAAAAGAAAAAGGCUCUUCUUGGAGAGAAACUAAAGAGGACAGUGGAGACACUUAGGAGGAUUCAAAGAGAGAAGGAGCUUAUCAAGGUAGAGGAGAGAAAAGAAAGUGAAGUGGAGAGGACCCAUGGGCAAAAGGCCACAAGGCACCCUGAAGAGAACAUUUUCAGAGUUGCAGACACACCAGGUGUUGGGAUCUUCAGUGGGGCACAGUCUGCAGAAGACACUAUCCCCAAGUCUGGCGCCACUCUCCAACCCCAAGAGCUGGCUGUGGGGGAACUCAAGGAGUGGCUGGUGGCUGCAAAAUACAACAAAACAAACAACAUUGAAAUACAAGACAACAUACCCUUGGAGCAUUUAUCUUCUUGUUCAAAACUGGUCCCAAAACAGAGCCUUUCUCUCCCUGCCCUCUCAGACCGAGAUUCUGAUGACCACCCAUUUGCAGAGGUGCUACACAGGCAGGCCACCAGUGCUGUGGAGCAAGAGGGGUUUGGACAGUGCAGCUUCUGCAAACGUAAGUUUCUCUGCACAAGGCUCGAGAAACACAUGAGUAUCUGUGGCAAGAACCAAGACUCCAAGAGGAAAGUGUUUGACUCUAGCAAGGCCAGAGCUAGGGGAACAGAACUGGAAAAGUAUCAGCAGCAGAAGAGCUCAAGGAGUCCUCAGAGUAAAUCACCACCCAGAAAGAACAACUGGAAACAGAAGCACGAGGCUCUCAUCCACAUCAUGUCACAGGCCCGGCAGGUGGAGCAAAUCCUCGCUAAGGGGAGGGAGGUGUCUGACCUGCCCCCAUUGCCUCCCAUCGAAAAUGAAGACUAUGUUGCCUGCACCUAUUGUGGACGCAAGUUUGCUCCCCGAGUAGCUGAGAGGCAUAUUCCCAAAUGCAAAAACAUAAGGAAUAGGCCCCCACCUCCACCACAGAGGAGGCGCUGAUGAGAAAGAGCCCAGCUGUAUCUGCUGCUGUGAUUCCCUGCCUGGUUUUUACCAGAUUCCCAGGUUUUGGAAACACAGUUUCCAUUUGCAUUUUCUGUAGUCUCAACACUGGCUGCAAACUUCUAUGUACAGCAAGUGAACAGCUCAGGAUGAAUAUGCUGAAAAAAGAACUUGUAUCCUUUGACCUACACCCUAGGUUACCCCACAAAAGAUGCCCAUUUCCUCAGCACAUGAAGCUCAUGAUCAGAAAUUCCAGGGGUUAGAAAAGCUAGCAAUAGGAGGCAUUUACUGUUUGAAUCCUUAUGUCAAUUCAUGUGCAUAGAACAAGGCAAUUCUGAAUCAGCCAGGCCCUUGAGGCAACAGAACAACCAUCACAAUCAGAUUUAAUAUUUUUAAAAAUUGAGUUUUCCUGCAGGCCAAGUUGCUAGGAACCCCUAAAAGCAAAGCUUUCACCCUUUCUUAAGUCAUCUGCUUAUUUCAUCUUGGCUGCUGCAAUGGGAGGGCAUUAUGACAAAAACAUAUCCCUUCUUUUGUUUUCUUUUCAAGAUGUUAUUUUUCUAGAUUCUGAUUAUUAAAUAUAUUGAACUA
This is a messenger RNA of Taeniopygia guttata (zebra finch), 2082 nucleotides long. NCBI's taxonomy places the organism in Eukaryota, Metazoa, Chordata, Aves, Passeriformes, Estrildidae. The record is from RefSeq and is a predicted model, not a curated record.